GAAGUAUAUUACACCGAAACGUUGCUCAGUGGCGCUUCUUUGAAGUAUAAGCUUGCUUUUAAGGUUCAUCUAAACUAUUCAAGUUCCUUUCACUGGACUUUUAUUGCUUUAAUGACUUUUGCUCGGGACCGCAGUCAGAAUGUCGAUAAGAGAUAUAUUAUGCGUGGCCAUAUCCACCAUGGUGCUUGUUGGAGGUAUGAUAGACCUUGUGACGGUUUUUGACGCCAUCUUGACGAGAAUGUUGAAUAAUUUCCGUAGAACGGUUGUUCUGGAAAAAAUAUGAAUUGUGAACUAACGUUUCACUCCUAAGAUUCUACCGAAAAAAAUUAGAGGACGUAAACCCACUUUUUUUAAAAAGUUUCUAUACAUUUAUCUGUAAGAAAGUCCCGGGAAAAAUUACAGACAAAUAUAUGGAAAAGUUAAAGCAAAUCUCUGGAGAAAUUUAAGCGAGGGUACGCCCCCGAAAUGUUUUAGUACAAACCUUUGUAUUGUAGCUUUAGUUGACAAGUCUUUUUUUUUUUUCAGAACAGUCAUUUUACCGAAAUUAUUCGACACUAGAUUCGCAUACAAACACUGUAAUUUCUCACACAUCUGCCUAGCUUGUCAAGAUGGCGUCGAAAACCGUGACAAGGUCUAUUGAUAAAUGCGUAUACUUCAACAACUAUUUAUGCUUACUUGUGUAAUAUGAAAUUCAGGGCGUCUUAAAUUAUACUUUAUUCACAGAUUCACAGGCUUUCUUUAUGUGGACUGCGCCUUUUCCAGCUUGGAACCAAACUAAUCCAGGAACACAAGAAAUUCAAACUACAGUUAUGGGAGUACUAAACGGCAGUAAAAAUCAUCGGUUGCAAUGGAAUUACACACUCCAGCCGAGCCAAAGUUUAACAUUUGCCUUCUUCGGUAUUGGAGAUGGAAGCAGCCAACCAGAUACCAUAGGCUAUGCGCUGAGAGGAAUUUCUACAAUCAACAACAGGCACGAAUAUCAAAGAAGGUUCAAUAUUGCAAGUACAAGUGAAUUUUCGACGUUGAUAAUACGCGAAGUGACUCAAAGAGAAGAAGCAACCUUUCAGUGCAGACUCCAAGUAGACUCGAAUACAUGGGCCUACAACGUACGAAUUUACGUCGCAGGUAAUAAACCUAAGCUAAAUUAUUUCUAAAUCAUAAUUUUGUUAGGAAUUUUAUAGAAACAGGCUAGGUCUGUUACGUUGAUACGUUGUUCUCAUGCAAACAAACAAGUUAAUCCGUAUUCGGCCCUUUUCCAAUGCCUUACUUAGAUUAAGUAUCGAAGAAAUGAACAAUUUUCUUUUAUUUAAGUGAAACACUGUUACUUAAAAUUCAUUCUCUUUUCUUGUUCUCAACAUUGUGAAGUUAGAUCACUCGGAUUUGAAUAGUCUUCAUAUUUAUUUUUGUUAUACUCUCCAUUGACACGGUUUGAUGGACGUUUCGAAAAUAUGUUACAUCUAUUCCAAAACAACUAAAAAUCGAUAUAAGGGGAUUUUUAAAAGAUGUUUACUUAAACAUGGGCAACACAGAAAAUUGUUCUACAGCUUGGGGUUUUCAUAUAAUAUAGUAAAUCAUGGCAUGUACGUUCAAUUUGUCCUUGGCCUUUGGAUGAGGAUGAGUGAGUCCAAGAAAGAGUACCAUAUGUACCUCAAAUCUAUCAAAACACGGCCGAAAUUGGCGAAGCUUUAAGAUCUCCAAUUAAAAAUGUAAUCAAGACCCAUAGUCGUACAAUUGGUUGCAUUUCUACCUUUCAAACCUCGUCCUCCCCUUAAAAAAAUGAAUAAUGAGUGUAGAAGGUUAUGGAUGAACAUCUUUGACUCCCGUGAAAGCUGAGAAGCAUAUAAAGUUUGUUGGGGCUCUACAGGGCAUUUUGCUGGGCUCUUUACUAUUAUUCAUCAGUGUACAUAAAAAUACAUGCCACUAUAUAUCACACUUAAUUACAGGCUAACCUUGGCCACGGUUAUUUUAAAAAAAUUCUGAGGCCGGACUUCCUAAAGUGUUUCUCAGAGGAAUAUUCUCAGUAGUAGCAUGUCUGUUUAUUCAGCCCUACAGGCCUUCUUAAUUAAUUGACACUGCCAACCGUAAACACUAUAAAGUACGUAUUGGCAGAUAUGGGCAGCAGAUUUUUUUAUUUGCGGACUUGGAAAGUAUAACUUGAUGAUUACACACCAAGUUCUUGUUUAUAUUUCUUUAACUCAAUCGAAAUUAUGUUAUGUUAUGCUUGUUUAUUACCAUGGGAAACUUACACUUUGGCGUAUAAAAGUUAUGUCCUCCAUCUCUUCAGGAGAAGUGCGUGUGAAAGCUGUGGAACUUCCUCCAAAGCUUAUCAUGAUAAAUUCAAUCAUCACGCUCCUUGUUUUCUUGAGCCAGAUGGUUGGAAGGUCCAUACUCAAGAAUGAAAUCAAAACUUGGUUACUGUUUCCCACAGGUGCACCUAGCUUAUCUGGAGUCCUGCUGGAGUAUGUUAUCUACAGUGAAGCCCCUAUUAUGUGGCCCUAUUAAGCCGACAACCUUUAUUGGGGGAAGAAUGGUCCAUUUUGCCUCAUGAAAUCUCUUUUCCCACAUUAAGGCUGGUGGGUGUCCGUUUUAAACAAGCAUCAGUCUUUUGGGUGUUGCAAAUGGACAGUUCCUUAACACACUGCAAAGAAGCACCUACACGAAGUGAAUCACCACGCCUGUCUCCUUUGUAAAAACGCUAAAUAUCAAGGCAUUAUCCCUUUAAAUAGGGUGAACUAUAAAAACUAAUGCUAACUCGAAGUGUAAGAUCAAACGUCAACCUAGAUAAACUUAAAGUUAGAUGCAAAUAUCUUUUCUAGCUUAUCUGAGUAUUCAUAUAUUGAACCUCUACUGCUUGUUACACAGGGCUGUACAUGUGCAUGCACUUCGUUCCUGUGCUACAAACUAUAUUGUAAAGUAUAAAGUACUAAAUAGAUGAUUACAUUUAAGUUACCAUCUUAUAAUUAAUAAGAAUUGCAUUGCACUAACAAAUUUGCAUGAAAACCAGACAAACAUGUCUAUCAACUUUUGUACAGCAUUUCAUCCAUCACAUUUAGUGACCACAAAUAAAUUUCCACUUAUUGCUUUAAACCUAAACUAAGGGAAAGAUCGUUGUGAAAAUAUAAAUAAUAAGCAACAAAUCGAAAAUAUUCAUUUUCACUAAACGUCAUGUUGCUAUCGCAACACACAUUUCAAUCCUGUUGUUCAGAUAUUUUUAAAACAUGUUUCCAGUUAUUGGUGGUUGUUGAAAGACCAAUUAUAAUUCUUUUUUUAAGGUGUAAAACAUAUCAAAACUUUGUUCUAUAAAGUUCUCUUCUCAUCAGUAGUAAGGUUAGAAUGCGGUAAAAAUUUCCAUAAAAAUCAGACAAAAAAGUCGUCUAGCGACGUUUUUGCAGCAUGUAAUCAGUCACAGUUAAUGACCAAAGAAAUUUCUAAAACUUGCAUUAAACCCAUUAAACCUAAGAACGACUUUUUAAGUAUAUGUUUUUAAUGAGUCAAGAUCAUUUCACUAUCUGUAUAUUGAUAAAGACUAAUGUUUCCAAGAAAAGGAAAGGUUAAUAUAGAGAGAACAAACCGGUUCCACUAAAAUGCCAAAAAUGGCCAUAAAUCGCAGGAACGAGGAAAAACAAAACAAAAGUGAGGUUAGCCGAUUUUUAUUUAAAUCCUUUCAGAUACGUAGGUUACAAAAACAAAUAUUUUUUCCCAUACCAAUCCUUAUAUUUUGAAGGUUACUCGACAAUGCUGAUGUCAUAUUUCGAGCUUGAUCCAGUUGGUUUGAUUUGGUUAUUGACGUUUUUAACAUUAAGCUUUCUUUCUUUGCUCAAAGGUUUCUUUAUUUGAUUUUGUAGAUCCACCACGUAUAACUCACAUCUCUGGGAAUCAAACUUUGAAAAAGGGUGAUAUCGUAAGCCUUAACUGCACGGCAAGAGGUAAUCCAGCACCAAACAUCUCAUGGAGUAGAGUUUCUGAUGGAAGCGUUGUAACUUUUCCACUGAACGUCACAAGUCACCAUAAUGGAGCCUACAGAUGCACUGCUGAUAAUGGGUACGGAGACCCAUCUACUGCUGUAGUCUCCGUUUCUAUUCAAAGUAAGACCAUUAUGCUUCACCUUACAGUUAAAUGCAUUUGUUAAAAAGUUAUGUAUGACCAGAUAGCCCAUAAAGUCAAGCAAAUUCAUAUAAUCCUUGUUAGACUAAGCUAGAACGGCGAAAACUGACUGCUGUAUUCACGGUUUGAUACUGUUCUCCUUUACUAAAAGCUUUGGAUAGAAUGUAGCAGAUUUACGGACACUAUGGGUUUUAUUUUAUCGUUCAGUUAUCGUUUUAUUUGCCUUUUGAUUUUCAAUCAUUUAAAUGUAUUGAAAAUUGUUAAAGGGGGGUUUCAGCUACAGCUCAUUAGGAAUGGAAAUGCUUUUUAACGUUCCUGUCGAUUCCUGUCAAUUGCUUUUUAGAGAAGGUCGCUUUAGUUCUAGAGGUCAAAAGAUUAUGUUUAACAAUCAGUGCGUUAUUCGAGUAAAAAUAACCUUUAGUGGCUAGUUUGCCGUUAGUUAGUCUUGUUAAUUCUAAUUUAUCUAUUCUGUCGUUUAUACAGCUCCUUCAGAUAUCCGCUACAUCUCUGGUAACCAGACAGCAAAUCGAAAUGAAAAUGUUACGCUUAUCUGUAAAGCUGAAGGCAAUCCAAAGCCUAACAUUACCUGGAAAAGACUUAAUGAUGGACGUUUCACCACUUUUCCUUUGACAAUCACUGGUAAAGAGGAUGCUGGCGGCUACAGGUGUACUGCUGGGAACGGCGUUGGUGAUCCAGCUGUUGCUGACGUCUUUAUAGCUGUUUUAAGUGAGUCAAACGUUAUUCUAUGAAGGGCUUCGCGUAUGGUAUAAAUAAACAGAAUUUUGUCCACAGUAUAAAACGUGAAUUUUAAGAAGAUGAAAGGAACAAAAAAAGAAGGAAAAGAAAAGAAGAAUAUAAGAAAUGAAGUGAAUAAAAAGACUGCUACCAUUUGACGUUAGUAGAUGUAUGGAUAGGUUAUAGGUUAAAAUUUCUUUCUAUUACAGGCGCAAUAGAAAUAGUGUACGGCAGUAGAUAAUAAAGCCGAUUUUAUGGCAUGUCUCAUUACUGAAAAUGUCAUGUCUUAGGGUUGGUGACUGUUUGUCCUUCUGCCUCAUUGAAUAUACGAGUAAGCGAUCGAUUACAACUCGCAUAGCAUAAGAGCAAAAGGGGAGGGGUGGAUGAGUAUCCCGAUAUCGUUAACACACUACAAUACCUUAUCUAAGCAAGUGUCACAUUGGAGAUUAUAUGACAUAAAUACUCCUUAGCUUACACGGUAUUUCUCUAUACAGAACGUUUCUAACAAAUGAAUAUACUGCAGAGUGCAGACAUGGUCUAAACAUAGGAUCCCCGGUUGUGAAACUGUUUAUCAGAACGGCUUUCACGUUAUUCAAUUGGUGGGAAAAUAACAAAAACAGCAACAUUAUCCGGACAUAUGUUUUGCAACUGACUGGACAGUGAUAACAAAGUAAUGAAGAGUUAGUAAAGUAUAACCGAUAGUAUCGAUAGUACAUUACCUGUCCGCAUGUUAUACCAGGGGCGGAUCAGGGGCGGACCUAGGAGGAGGGUACAUACAUAGACCUAAAAUGUUCGUUUGUCCGGUGCCGAAAAUAUCACAAGUCAUGAUGAAACGGCGCCGCCGAGCUUCACAUCUCGCUAGAUUUACUUUGUGGCGCAACGGCCGCCGAAACUUUUGAAAGAUGAACGUUUUGAAAGAUUCAGCAAAAACAGACCGAUUGUAGACCUUCAGCAAACUCUUGAAAUAUGUACGCUUUACGAAGAUUCAGCAAACUUUUAAAAGAUGAACGCUUUACGAGGAGAGAAUAAAAGACGUCAGCAAACGCUUGAGGACGUACGAAUCACACGUGAGGUAGUUCGUCAAAGUGAGGUAAAACGUGAGCAAGCGCCUCAAAGCCGGGCAAAUGUGUGUCGACGACGACGACAAAUGCAAUCCGGAAAAAACCUCUCUUAUUAAUUGCACAGGGAACCCAAUAAUGCACAAAACACCCAACACAAAUUAGGGGUUGCGUUCUCGUACCUCGAACGCAAUUAUCUCAGAAGUGUAACGUCGCUUAUUGCACCUUUUAAAAAACAUUGUAUGGUGUUUAAAUCUACCUGGCUGGCUCCAUAGACUGGAAGUGCGUACGUGAUCUUUGGCAGAUCGAUAGCCUUAAACAGGUGGCCUAUCUCUACGUGUAUCCAUCUUUUCUUAGUGAUCUUAAAAUGUACAAAUGCUUGUUUUCUUCCCGAAGCUUUCCCUUAACAUGAGAUGAGAACUUACAGUCGUUUUGUAAUGUGACACCUAAUAGAGAAAGACUGUUAUUCUGUUCUAUGCCACAUACUGGGGGAAAGUUAGACACCUUUUUUAACCAUACAGAGUUCUUUGCAUUUGCUUGUGUUACAGCUCAUACCAUUAACCUCUGUCCACAUUUUUUUUUGUGAUUCAUCUACACUGUUCUUAAACACAGCCACAAGAAUAGAAGUGUCGUCAGCAUACUUUAAGUAAGAUCGCUAUCCUGGCAGUACUGAGUGACGUAAAGAUCGUUUAAGAACAGGUUAAACAAAUACGGGAUACUGACGCUUCUUUGAGUAGUACCUCGGUUGACAUCCUUCCAGUCACAAACAGUAUUAUGACAUGAUUAUGUGACGGUCUCUCUGUCACCUUUUAUACCGGUUAAUUGUCUUUUAUUAUGGCAGUCACCACUUGAUCAAUCAGAAUUUACGGACUUCUCGGAAAAAAAAGACUUUUGUCCCUUAAUAAAGCUUUAUGUACAUGUCACAUAACCCAAACAGGACAGAACUUUUCCCCUCUAUGUCCCAUUAUUGCCCUUUGAUAUAUAUCUAUCAAUGAAGUAGUCCGAGAUGAAAAUGCGUUGUUUCACUAGUAUAUCCCCUUGAAAAGUUACGGAUUAAAAACGACGUUUCGACCGAUCUUCGGUCAUUUUCAAGUACGUAAAAAAGUUAAUAGAAUUAGCAUAUAUAUGUGUAAGGUGUAAAAAUAUGUUAAGAACUAUAAAAAAUGAUAGAAGAAUGAAAUAAAGUAUGCAGAAUAGAAAAACAACAGUAGAAUCUAAUUUUAAAAAAACUUUUGCACGAAGUGAGUCUGAUUGUACAUUGAGACUAGGUCUCAGUUCAUUAAUAAAACACAUUUCAAACACCAGGCAGUCAAAUUUGCUUUUACAUUUCUUUAAAAUGCUAAACGUAUUACUAAGGUCUUUAGGUGCUGAAGAAUGUUUAACACGAAAGUGCUGACCGAUGGAUGAACGUGCGCUUUUUUUUUCUGCAUGCUUUAUUUUAUUCUUUUAUUAUUUUCAAACAUUUUUAAUAGUUCUUAACAUAUUUUUACACCUUACACAUAAUUAUAUAUGCUAAUUCUUUAAACUUUUUUACUUACUUAAAAAUGACCGAAGAUCGGUUGAAACGUCGUUUUUUAUCAGUAAUUUGUACUGUUAAGUUUUAGAAAACCCUUACUUAUAUAUCCCCUUGACAUUACUUAUGUUUUAAAUUUUCAGUUCCGCCGGAAAUAACUUUCAUCUCUAGCAACCAGACGGCCAAUCAACAUGACUUAGUGACGUUGAACUGCUCAGCUGAUGGAAAUCCGCGACCAAACAUUUCCUGGACAAGAGUUUAUGAUAACACCAUCGUCGCAUUCCCACUGACCAUAGUUUCUAAACAAGACGAGGGAGCGUACAGAUGCACAGCCCAUAAUGGCAUUGGUAGUCCAGCCACCGAAGAGGUUUUUAUAGAAAUGAAAAGUAUGUAAAUGUUAUUGUUUUCCGUCAAUAGAAGUGGGCUUUCAUCAAUAGCGCUGCGCACAGAUGACGUCACAAAAACGUCUCAAGAACGCUGUAUGGAAACGGCACAGUUUGCGAUCAGUUCUCCUCGCCGUUUUAGCGUUUCAGGAGCGUUCCAGUUUCGAAAUUCGAGGAACGUCCAGGAAAAUAUAGUGUAGAACAAAUCAAAACAUUGCUCAAGUGCAACAGAUUGAAGCAGAGUGGAAAAUGAGAGAACUUUGAAACGCCGUGUCUCGAUACCUUAUUUGCAACCCAGCCGGUAAAUGUUUUCAAAGAAUUCUCAUCAAAUUCUUUAAAGAAAAUUUGAUAAUUGUUUAGAAAUUUCUAUUUCUGUGCCGAAGUAGAAAGAGUCGUAGUCGUACCAGAUAUUCAAUAAGUUUAGAUUUUCACUGACACAAAACACAGCGUACUUCGCUUUCUUUCCGGAUUUCUCGCAUUUAUUUAGUGAUUCAGGUAACUUUUUCAGGGAUCCUUGAGUCCCUCUCACAUUCUUCCCAGCUGCAACGCUUGUUCUUUACCAUAUUCCGAUAAAAAUACGCGAAAAAAACAUUGUUUUGACUCAACACUCGGUAAACGCGCAUACAAAGCGUUUGAGUGAGAAGCAAAGUUUGUCUGAGUCAUGCGGGGGGUCUUAUCAGACGUAGACUAUUAGAAUCUGUGCGCAGCGCUAUUUGGUUCUCUCUUUCCAUGAAUAGUUGUUAACAAUAAUGCUGUUCUUAUGAAUUUGUAGAUCAUACCUAGUUACUCUAAGAACUGGAAGGAGAGGGUAUUGACGCAAGUCUCCAGGAUGAAUGGCUUUUACACAAUUACUUUGUUCAGAAUGUUUUUGUUUGUUUGUUUGUUUGUUUUUUUUUUUAUCAAAAAACUCUCUCUCACACACACUCUAAGACUUCCUUAUAUUGUCUGUUAGGGAUGUCCGAGGUCAGACCUGUAAAAAUGAAAUAGAUUGUUGGUUGAUUAUACAACAAGUAUGGCAAAUAAAACUUUUUUUUUAAUUCUGAACUCUAUAUUCUACUUGAAUCCAUAGAUGGCGUCCUCAUCAGGAGGAACGUAAUUCUUAAUCUGUCACCCAUAAGAAUUGUCGGUUUAUGAUUAGAGACUUAGAAAAUUUUGUAUAACUUUAUACAUUAAUUUCACAUUGUUAUCUAGAUAAUCCCAAGACUAUAAAACUAAGACAGUGUCCUCAGAUGUAAUAGUUUUCUUUCCUAAAUGCGCGAAGGGCUGUCUUAGCUGUGCCGAAUGUUUUAUGAAAGAAAUCUGAGCUGCAAAGAAAAAUUAAUUUCCAAUCUUAAAAUGUUUGUCAGAUGAUAACACAAUUUUUUGUUCCUAGACUAUCGGCCUAUGGACACAUCUCUCACUGUGAAUAUGACUGGAAAUGACACUAUUAUAGUGAAUACAAUCAUCGAUCUCCUCUGCAGUGCAAAGGCCGACCCACCUGCAAAGUAUCGGUUCUACAAAGGUCUAGAGAGUUUGUUUAAUACUACACUCGAAAGCAACGCAGCGACAUUUACCACGUUAGUCAGGGAAAGAAAAAGUCGGGUGAAAUUUAGAUGCACACCCUUCAAUGACUUUGGUGAAGGUCCCACAAGAACAAUAAAUUUAACAGUCAGAUGUAAGUACAGACCUGUAAUCAUUAUUUUGUACUUGACUUAAACUUUUCACUCUUAGAUUGACAGUUCCUUCUCAUGAUACGUUUUUGUUUUCCUCACCAGCAUUUUAGCGGAUAAAAUGUGGAAAUUUUGUUAAACUUGACUUUGGCCACUUUGGAGUGAACGGUUUAAGGGCCUUCUGGUGAAAACAAAUCUGUGGUGUCAUUAUUUGACAGGUGACCAAGAAGAUAACUUCUCAAAGCCAGCGACACACUUUUUUCUGCAGAUCUCCUUUCUCAAAAAUUACAACUUGUUGUCUCCUUACCCGUUCAACAAGGUUCAGCAUAGAGCAAUUUUCAAUUGAGUGUUGAAAGUAAUCCAGGAUUGAAUUGGUUUUGCUUUACUGUGCUGUUUGAUUGGUCUAGAAAACUCGCGCCACCCUCUCAGCUAAUCAGAUGUAAACUAAAACCAAUCGCUCCUUGGUCACUCGCGUUUUCCCGCGCUACAGGCCGGUUACACGCGUUUACUUCGAGUUGCCAUUGGCUCCCUCUAAUAAUUUCCUUACUCUGAUUGGCCGUUGUGAUUACUUUGGUUUUGGUUUUCGACACUCAAUUGAAAAGCGCUCUAGUAAAUGGGCUAUUUCAGUGUUCAACAUAAGUGGCAAUCUCAUGAUACCAUUUUCGUCUUUGUUGAACAGAAAUUUCAAAAUGCGUUGAUCAAAAUAUUUUGACCCCUUGGUCACUGGAUUAUACGGGUUCGCGUUAUACAGGUUUGAUUCCGUCACUGAAACUUGAUAAAAAAAAAAAAUAACAAUUGGCGAUAGUAACUAUCCGUAGAUUUUCAAACCUUUUUGACUCCAUGUUGUUUGAGCCUAGGUUCUCUUUUCUAUUCUUAGAUCCUCCAGCGAUUUCCUAUGUUUCACCAGAACGUGAAGAAUACAUGGAGGGAAAUGACGCUCUACUAUUCUGCAAUGCAACUGGAAAUCCACCACCCAGCAUAUAUUGGACAAAGCAAGGAAGCAACUUCGCUCUCUCUUCAUCGGAGACUCUACAUCUUACCAGUUUGAGGGCAGAUGAUGGGGCAGUGUAUCGAUGCAAAGCCGAAAAUUAUCUUGGUUCAUCGGAAACUAAUAUCGCAAUAACAGUCCUACGUGAGUGUUCACUGUUAUUGUUUUCAAGUAGUCACUGGCUCAUUGAAAGUUAAAGGUUCAGACAUCUAAUGUCGUGCUGCCGGCAUAUAGGGACUAAGCAGUUGUGCACUUUCCAAUCGGUUUUGGAAGGGCGCAAUUUUGGCGCGUGACCGGUAUUUCGGUAUUUCUGUUGGUCAUCCAAAAAUUUCUCUAUCGAGGUAGAGUCUGUAGGUUAAGGUGAUUAUUUUUCAAAAAAAAAUUAAUUGAAAUUUUUACUUAGGGAAACCAAGUGUAAAGAUUCGAAUGUGUACUACACCAGUUAUGGAGGGUAGAAAUGCAUCACUUGAAUGCGCUACCACUGGUAUCCCAGUGCCCAGUAUUGCCUGGAUCAGAGCAAGUACCAGGGAGGUUGUUUCAUACAACAAGACGCUUGUCAUCGAAGCUAUUCAAAGGAAUCAUUCUGGAAGCUACCAGUGUCUUGCUUGGAAUCGAGUUGGUAAUAGCAGUGUUUCGUGCACAAUCGACGUACACUGUAAGUCACUCUGUGUGUUUGUUUUCUGUUUCGCUUGUUUCUGGAUAAGUAAGAUUUGAAAACCAGAGUUAUACACGUAACUUUAACAAUUUAUCUAUGCAGAAUAGUUAUACUGGUUGAAAAAAGUGAGUGAAAUAAAGCAACUGGAACAAAAGAAUGCGCAUCAGAAUGACUUUUAUUUGAAAAGGCAUAGAAUUUGAUCUAGUUCUAACGAAAACACUUAACAAUGUCCUUUGAUAAGCCGGGAAAGUAUUCUCGUAAGUAAAAGGUUUUGGUUUGCUUAACGACGCUGCAAGCUUAUUGAAAUAAUUAUAAAAGUAAGUUAAAAGUAAUGGGAUAAUGUAUAUAAAAAUAAUCUGCCAUCUUAACUCCUCCCAUUAAACUACCUUAUUAUAGGAAAUUAACGCUUCAUAAAAUUAACGCGAAUUUCCAAAAUUCGCGUUAAUUUUGGACGCGUUAAUUUUUGUUGACGUUAAUUUCCGUGCCGUAAGUUAAGUGUAGAGUUAAUUUCCAUGACCUUAAUUUCCAUUGUUUUGACUCCAAAUUGUCAAUACCUUCUGACAUUCUUGCCCUAAGAAAGAGGAAUAUUUUUAUCAGGGUGAAGUUCCACCAGUAACAGAGAAACUUUGUAGAACUUGAAGUUGCCUGAUUUCUUCCCUUAAACAAGUCGUACGUUUAAGGAAAGAACCGAGAACAAACAAGUAUCCAUUUCGGAUUCCAAGUUAACUUAAAUCCUGUUGUCUCAACAAGUUUUGUUUUUUUAUAAACGUUGUGUUAAUUUCCUUUAUUUUGAAAUGUUACCCUCUCUUCCACGUUAAUUUCCUUUAUUCGAAAAUCGUUUUCCACUAAAUCCGCGUUACUUUAAGUCGCCUUAAUUUCCAAUACCUCAAUUUCAUGGAGCGUUAAUUUCCUAUAAUUAGGGUGCAUGUUUUUUGUUUCUCGAUAACCGGGAUGGGAUGCAUUGCAACUUUAACGAGUCGAGCCAAAAUUGUCUGGUUCAACUCAUGUCAGGCCACUAGUAAAAACCGAUCAUGCCCUUUUUGUUUCCUUUGAAGAGAAUCACUUGACAUUUUUUUUUCCUGUAGACUUUCUAAAAUAAGCAUCGUUGACUGAGUUUACUUAGUUUUAAUUUCAGCUCAUUCAUGUGGACCUACUGUAGCUAUGACAUCGCCCCUUUUAAACUCCUCACUUAGUUUACUCUGCCUUUUGCAUCACAGAUCCUCCUUCUGAUUCAUCUCUCAAAGCAGUACACGGUAACACCGCGGUGCUACGUGGUUCUUCUAUCACACUAAUCUGCAGUACAGACGCCAACCCUGGGGCAAAUGUGUUCCUUUUCUAUUUCAAUCUGAGGCUCCUAGUUGUGAGUAACUCAGGCGUUAUUAAUGUCACCGUCGAAGAGGAUGGAAUAUUCACGUGUAUUCCUGUCAACCCAGUCGGCUCAGGUCGGACUUCUCAAAGUGUAAUAGUCGUUGGUACGUUGCUAUAUAUAUGCUAGUUAUGCAAUGCUUUCGAGUGGAAUACCGUGAAAUAUCCCACAAGUGAGACUUUUUUUUUUCUAAAUAUACACACUAGGCUUUUGGGCGAGUGUGUAUACAAAGAAUAAUCAAUUCACACUUCGGAUAUUCAUGAUACACCAUGAGAAAGCAUUUCAUAACUAAUUUAUCCCAUGCCACUUAAGCUGUCUACAGACGCCCCCCUCCCUCAGAAAAAAAUCGGGAGAAGAGACGUCUGUGAAUCGCCGUCGUUAAUUGUGUUCCCGUUUCCCCGGAAUAUUGGGGAAAGCCUCUGAUUGGUUGUAAUGUUAAUGCCAUGAUGCAAAUAAUUUUUGGUGUUGUGAUUGGUAAAUGAAUCUCAGUCGUUGUGGACAGCUUACUGCAUUUAUAUUCGUUUACUUGUAUUUCGGCUCUCUGGAAAAGGCAUGUCAAGUUAAAGGACCCAGAUGUUUGCUGCACCGGUUGCCGGUGAGUCUGUUCUCUUCCGGUGGCUAUUGGAAAUAAAAGAGAAGGAUGUACAGAAUUCAGCGCUUAAUCAGAGAUCUUAUACCUGGGUUUUAGCGUGGAAAUUGCGGGAAAAUGUUCGGCUAGCCUGUUACAGACGUCCCCUGGCGUCUGUACAAGGCUCAUUCGACCUACAUGUGGGGGUCAUGACUCGUAGAAUAGGGCAAAAGUAGAACUACAUUUGUAAUAUAAUUCCUUGCUGAAGAAAAGUGAAUGAUCCUACUCGAAAUCAUUGAAUGGAUCAACUCCUGCAUAAAGGGCUUGACUGGAAGAGUAAACAGUGCUCCCGAGAUCAAAAUUUUGUCAAACCAAAAACCACAGGAAAUCGAUGCACAGUAAACAGACCGACUUUAUGAGCUAAAAGAAGACCGAAGAAUGUGUUAGAAUCUUCGAAAGCAUAUGGUAUUUUAGCUAUAUAUUCUAGUUAGAGAUUACUAGCUUAAUUAGCUAUAAAGGUUGAGAACAUCCGAGAGAAUAACUGCGUACGUGCUCUAAAACUAAAAGAGCCCAGAGUCGUGUUGGUCUGUCAGCACCUUUUCAACUGUCAAAGAAAAAAAAAAAAUUAUUUAUGCGUAUGCAUACCAGAACACGAUUAACGACGGUCAUUCACAGACGUCUCUUAUCACGAUUUUUUUUUCUCGGGGAGGGGGGACGUCUGUACACAGGCUAAUGCCACUAAACAUCACAACCUAAACUGAAAUAAAGAAACCUCGAUAUUACGGUCAAACUCGAAGAAAGUUACUUUUAAGCUACAUACAAUGCCCAAAUGAUCAACAGCUUAUAGUUCGUAUUCAGAUUUGUCUAUAGUACUUUACCUGCAUCCUGAAGAUUAGAAGUGUCGAAUGUUUCUGAAGGGAUUUUGCAACACUGGUUAACUGGUUUGUUGUCCUGCUGGAAGUUUUGGGAAAAUGAAAAGUGUAACCCGCCACUAUCAGCUCUAUUUUCGGGGGGGAAAAGUGGAGCCGCAGGUAUCGCCGGCAUUUUUUCGUGAAAUACUACCCUUUGGAUACCGCAAAUUAAACCAACGGAUCUCUAACUCUCUGAUUGGGUGUAUUCUCUAUCGCAUGGGAAAAAGUAAAUUAAGACAUCGGUCAAAAGCUAUCUUCCUUAAAAACUAAGGGAGUGGUCUGUCUGCGAAAGUGUUUAAAAAGAGGGGGUCUUAAUAGAGGAUUUGCACUGUUUGUAAGGAGACUCUUGAAAGUAGAGCUACCUUGCAAAAAAAAUGAUUCCUUUAAAAAGUAUUUCGUAGUAUAAUAACUUAGAAGCAACAAAGUAAAAUUACUUUGUGGGCGAUUUACAGCCAAAAUGAUUAUAAAGCUCACCGUAAAAAUGAACAACAUAAACGUCUGACGAUUGGCCGUGCAGACGUACGUAGGACGUAUCGAGGUACAGACGCCGAGCAUUAAAAAGAGCGCAUGGCAGUAAAAGUCAUAUUAUUAAAUUUAUUAUCGUCAUUGAUCAUGAAAUCGCUUUGCACCCGCACUAUUUGCUAAUUACGUGGUAUUUCACAUCAACAAUUUUGUGUUGUUGGUAUGGUCUUUGUUAGUUAUCUUUCAAUGUUUGUUGUGAUUAUUCGUUUAGCCGACUCCGUUUGUAUCCCUUUAGCAAAAGACAAUUACAUCAAGUAACAUAAAUACUUGAAAACAAAUGUCUACUGGCAAAGACUUCCCAGAAAUUAAGGAGUAGUGAAAAUGACCGGAAUGGCGCCAUUGUGUUGCUAUGUGAACUUGAUCUAAAAAAACUCCCUUAUUUGAAACUAAUAAACCAAAUCUAUACCCUACAAUAGCAUACAUAUGACUUAGAGUGCUAAAGUAAGGUAUCGUCACUGUAAAACCGAGUGAGACCACCUUGUUUUCUGAUGCUAUCUUAUCGCGAGGCUUUCUUCGAUCUGAAAUACGGAAAAUAUUUGACAUAAAAGCUUUGCUUCCUUAUUUCUCCGUUGUAGCGAAAAAAGCCUUAAACUUCCUUUAUUUUAUAACUUACCUUCUCUGGAUAAAUAUGCUUUUUUUAUUUUGCAAGCAAAUAUAAUUCGACUUGAAGUACCGGUUGAGAAGUUGAAUGGACUAGAAGCUGAGUAUCGUGAAGAGUAUGAUGAUCUUAACAGUGUUCCUGCAAAAGCAUUUGUGGACGAAUUUGUAAAUGAGGUAUGCCUUUGAACCUGUGAUCUCCGUACCGUCAAAUUCAACGAAAUUUCUUCGGCCAUUACAUGUAUUUACUAGAGGGAGAAGGGGACAAAGCGGAGGGACCUCCCUGAUUUUUCGUUUAAGAUUACGAUGUAACCCACGUCACAUGACAUCAGGUUUUCACACAUAUGACUUUCUCUUUAGAUAAUUUACACCAUCCUCACCAUUUUUACGCUGCCGAUCCGACAAGAACAAAAGAUUCUUAUAGUUGAAUCUCUCCUAGCGAAAACCUCUGUAUUACCCACAGUUCUCUUGGCUCAAACGAAAACAAACUUGGUGUUUUCAUAACUUUUCUAACUCUAAAAUGCGGAGCACUUGGCUCUGUUGCUUGGUGUCCGUAUCAAGACUUUUUGACUGAAUUUCCUUUUUUAAAAUAAGCCCUUCUGUUUAAAAGUCAAACAGCAGGUACCAAUUGGUGGUUUGAAUUUAAACGUGUCAAGGCGUCCAUGCUGGUGGACAAAAUAUUUUUUUUCGCUGAAUUUGCUUAGAAGUAAAAAAAGUUAUAAAAUAAUUUCCCAGCGGAGAGAAAAGGUUUCUGAUCUUGUCAAUCAGCAUGGCCGCCGGGAAGUCAGCAGUAAACAGCAAAAUUGAAGGUACUGAUUAAUUGCCUGGUGUCAAGAACUAUUUAACUAUUCCUUCCAAGUCUUGCUUGUGAUUAAUAAUAUCAACUGACACCAACCCUCAUGUACAAUUUCCAGUUGGGCUUUUAACCAGUACGUUUCUUUUGCUGAUGCUAUCAUUUUUUCUUUGAAAACUUCUUUUUCUGACUUUCAUCGAAUCCUCUUUUUGCCUUUACAGAUAAAAAAGGUGUAUACGAAUAAUACCAUCUAUGAAAGAGCUAUUGUGACGGGACUCAGGUAUGUGUCCUACUUAAGUCAAACUAAUAAUUAAAGUAAUUAUACUAUAUCAUUUAUUGUUUUGAAAUACAGUUACGUUUUAGUAUAGUAAAAAUAUAAAGUGAACUUCUCCUUACUAUAUUAUACAAGAUUCGAUUAGCUCUGAUAAUUACAAGUAGUCUGACUAGUCUUGAUUUUCUAUGUAUUACUAAAUGUAGUUCCAUUUGUGUAGUCGACUUUUCUCAGACUUGCAGGCAAUAAAAAUGUGCCUUUUUCCCUUUACUUCUUUGUUUCCAGGAGUGGAAGCAUUAUUGUUAAUUUGGAGAUACAUUUCAAAACGCCUGUCACCACAAAUGAAGGGCUUUCUACAUUACGAAAUGUUGUAAGUGAUGGAAGCCUUGGCCCGUUUACUGUUGGAACCUUAAAAAUUAUAACAGGCGUGCUCCCCCCGAGCACAACUGAAGCUACAUUUACGCCCGCAGACGUACCAAAAGGGAAAACUUCGACUUCACUCGGUGAGUUGAUUAUUUCCUUCCAGGGUUUACCCAGAGCAAAAACCGAAGGGGCACCCUUUGAAGUCAGCCGAAGUAUUUUACUAUUUACCUGAACAGGUCGCUCACAGUACAGAACAAAAUAAAUGGGCAGACAUGAAGUUGCAAUUGUCAAGCACAAAUCACAUUCACUUAAAAUAAUGAUUUCAGUUACACAAUACCUCUUUAGAUUCAACGAUCAGAUUAUGCUAAAUGAACUUUACCCAACUAGAAUAACGAAUUUGGGGAAAACGAAAGGAUAAUAGACAUAUAAUAUAAAAUUUUCAAUUUAAACCGUCUGUGGCCCUUGCCACUUUUUCAAAUUUAUUAAUAAAUUAUCAUUGUUGCUGUUUCGUUGACGUAAUACCUAAUAAUGUAGUAGUUAAAUCCACAUUUGGGUAAUUUUUGUGACGUCAGUUCUUGGUGGAAGUACGGCGCGUGCGACACACAAAACUUAAUUUACCCGGGCAUUUUAACACAGUUUGAAAUUGAAUUAUAGAAAAACACCAAACUUGUCAAAACCCAGUAUUGAAUCAUAAAAGAAAACAUUAUUUAAUACAGUGCGUUAUACAUAACUUGUACUUAUAUAAUAUCCCACGACAUUGCACGCUAAACCGUCCAAUAAGAGAUUUUUAUUAUUCAACUUAAGGUUUAUAUGGAACUCAGUAAAUAUUUAUAGCGAGAAUGCGCGACAAGCCGUAACUCCUUUACAAGUGAAACUGGUUUAAUAAAACAAUAGAGCUUAUGUUUUUUGGCAUAAAUAUGUUUUGGGUCCGACUCAGCCCGAGCAGCAUGCCAGGUGAGGGUUAAAUAUGUUCUGAGAAGGGCCCAAAACAUAUCUAUACUCAUGCAGAACGCAAGAAUUUACCGCGCUUGGUUGCCCUCCGUAAUCUAUUCGCUAUAAUUGUUUUCUCCUUUCCUACAGCAUUACCAAAUUUCGAAAAGUUUCCAGAGAGCGACCAGGCACGGUAAAUUCUCGCCUGGUGCAUAAGAAUUUGUUGUUUUGCUAAACUCGAGACAAUAGGAAAUCCCAAAGCAAUAGCCAGAUCUAUGACAUCGCUUCAAUAUUUACUCAAUUUUGCGCCUACGGUAGACAACAUAAAACGUUUUUAAUGGAGACGAAAUUCAGGGAUUUAUAGUACACUGAUCAAUUGCAGCAAUGAAAUUUUGUGAAGUAAAUCUAUCGACGAAUUAUUUCAUGAAAGUAGCCUUAAAAGAGCUUAGCAUUGCGUUUGACUGAUUCACAUGUUCUCAUGUUUUUUUAAAAUCGCGCAAGUCUACUUGCGUUUAGCCGGUUGUACAGUGUACAAAGCUCAUUUGCAAAACGAAUGAGUGAUAAAAACUUUUCGGAAACCUCUGAUAGCUAGGUAGCAAAUUUGUCUGCAUUAAGUCUAGCCUUCACUUCAGGCAUAAUAUUAUUUAUACCUUUGUUUGUGAAACUAUAGGUAGCGUGAGGCAUUUCCAAAGAAAUUGCCGAUAAGGGCAGAAAUUCGAUUUAGAGCUAAAACUAUUAUGACGUCUCUGUCACGUGAUAUUUAUUCCGAUCGCACAAAAAAUAAGUAUAGGUAAUAGCAUAAUUUGUAGUGAUAUUUGGCAUAUUUAUGCCAAAUAUCAUGUACAAAUUAUGCUAUUAUUUUUUUAUACUACUUACCGUAAAAGGUUUGUAAUUUUUAAGCAGAAAUGCCACUGCUCUAAGCCAAUCAUAUUGCAGAAAUUUCUCAUGUGGUAGUAUAAUAAUUUUUAUGUGUAAUACAUGUGUUAUAAUGUUUUUAAAAUAAAGAUCAAUUUGUUAAAGUAUAAGAGAUUAAGGGAUACUAGGUGUACCCAAACAAAUGCUGGGUCGAACCACCUUAAUUACAAAGAAGGGGAAAAAGGGGCCAAGUCAGUGUUUCUUCGCCCCAUGGAUAUCUCAACAGGGAUAAGUUCUCGUCUAGUAAUUGUGUAAUGCUUUCCAUGUAUGGUCUAUAAUUACCAACGACAGUUGCCAAAAUUCUGGAAAUGUGUAUAGCUCAAUAGUCCAUCCACUUUGAAUACCAAUAAAAUUGAACCAACCCAUCAGAAAAGUGUGUGCUUAGCGAAAAGGAAAUCAUCAGUUACAAUGCUUACGGAAGCGCGCAAAUUUUUAGCAACAAAGGUAUAUUUGUUACUCAAUCUUUUUGGAUAACAAUGAAAUUUCUUUUUAAUUUUUCCGAUUUUUGUGAAAUUUGAGGACUUCUCGUUGCCUUUCUUGGCUUUUUCUCUUUCUAACUCUAGAAUUCUGUUAAAUUUGUUAUUCUUGCUAUUUUUGCCAUUUUUCAAGUAAUUGUCAGUAGUUAUAUGGUGGUAUAGUCAGAGCAUACUAAUCCUGCAUACUAAUUAAGUGCCUAGUCACUGCCUUCCUGUAUAUUAAUUAAUACCAUGGCCACAAUUUAAUUUCACGCACGCGCGGUAGCAGUGGACACUUAGAAAAAAUUCGAACAGAAAACAAUGAAAAUUUUAUAAAGAAAUGUGAGAUAAGUAAAAUAAUUUGCGAUACAGCAAGUCGCGCCGUAUACCUGAGCACUAGGUUGCGAUUGAGAUUGAAAGGUUGACUCAUUUAGAUCUUAGUUUUGACAAACUUAAAGUCCCACCUUCAAAUCUCGAGCUUCCCAGAAUGGAAAUAAAAAUACGAAAAAAUUGCUUGCGUCUUCCAUAAGAUUCUAUUGCAAAUGGAGCACUGCCACCUCGAUUAACCUUUUUUCUUUAGUAAUUAAUGACAAUUUUGCUGGGAAACUCUCUUAGGUGGCGAUGAAAUCUUCAAGUACAAAGUCUUAUCUUUCUAUCGUGAGUUUUUUUGUCCACUGAAAAAGCAUAUUCUUCCUUCGCAGGUUUAAAGAAUUUGGAGUUAAUUCUAUUUAUAAAUACGUGCUUCUACCACACGGCUUAAAUCCAAGACCUUCGCUCUACAAUAUCUCGGCCAAAAAUCAUCUAAAUUGUCUCCAAAACCUCUUGUUCGAAAGCUUAUUUCUUUGAGUUUUCAUCGCCAUCUUUGGCUGUGGCAAUAUUUUUGAUCAGCGGCUUUUAUUUGACCAUAACCAACUAUGUAUUUGACCACUUGAACUUUCCGAACAUUAUGAGGCCGGGAAUCAGAGUAAAAACCAGCGGUUAAAACCAUUGCGAAACAGUCUGAACAACAGUCAAGUCGCGCGAAAUUUGACGGGUGAGAUUUCUGGACAUGGUGCCUAGUCAGUUUCUAGCUAGCUAGCGAAAAAGUGGGUUCCUCGAUAUGUAAUGAGCGUGUCUCUUAUGCAAUAAGAACAGUAGGGUUGCCUAGCUAGACUUGCCCGUAAAGUAACUUUAGCCCGGUUUCUCAAACCGUCUAUUAAAAGAAAAGAAUAAUAGGAAUAAUAGGAGCCAUCACCUAGCAACGAGAGAAACAGCUUAAGUCUUCUUAUCUAGCGCUGCGCACAGAUGACGUCACAACAACGUGACCCCCACCGAGACUCAGACAAACAUUGGCCAUUUCUGCUAGAGGUCGCAAGAACGCUGUAUGGAAACGCGCAGUUUGCUACCAGUUCUGCUCGCCGUUUUAGCGUUUUUAAGAGCGUUCCAGUUUCGAAAUUCGAAGAACUUCCAGGAAAAUAUAAUGUAGAACAAAUGAAAACAUUGCUCAAGUGCAAAGGAUUGAAGCAGAGGGGAAAACACCGUAAGAUAGGUUCUUUUCAUGUCUUUACUCUAUAAAUUCCAAACAAUUAAUUGUACAGAGUGCGUAUUGGAAGCUAAUUAACGUAUCUACACCAAUAGCAUUUUGAAAUAAAUUAAUUGUCCGGCUUAAAUACACCUGUCUUCCAACUUGGAGCGCUUAAUUUUACACACAGUACAAUCUUCAACAGGUAGGAUCGAAAUAUUACAACUAGUAUAGUCUGUUUUAGGAUGGAAUAUAUUAAUAUUGUACUGUCUAACGUAUCGUCAUCCAGUUUUUAAGCUUCUCUCGGACUCUUCUAUUCUUUACCACCGUCUUAGACAGAGACGUUUUAUUCCGUUUUACUUUAGUCUUGACUGCUUUCCCAUUUGGUGCUGUCUUGGCUGUGACAAUUCGUCUACCCUCUCCUUACUCUCCUGUUCUUGUGGCAAAUUGUUUUCAUCUUUUUUAAUUGCAUAGACGACAAAUAUAACUCGGACAAAUUGUUUCCUUAGCGAAGCAAUUGCGAGAGAGCGCGUUCAGAAAACUUCCCGCUUUUUUUGAACAAAUAAUAGAUUGUUGACUAUCCAAUCAGGGUUAAAAGAGACCAGGCAAGCCUAUUGUUCUUAAGAGAUAUUACAUACGGAGGAAGGCACUUAUUAGUAUUGAGGAACGCAUUUUUACCUAGCUAGCUAGACACUUACUAGGCACAUAAUUAAUUUGCAGGGAGGCAGUGACCAGGCACUUAAUUUGUAUGCAGGACACUUAUAAUAGUAUAGAGAAAGACAGUUUUUAGUAUGUAGGAAGACACUUCUCCGUAUUAAUAAAGGGAAGACAGAGGCAGACACCAAAAAGGCUUAAAUCAUCCCUUUAUCACUACUAGUGUCUGAAAAUAGUUUCUUGUGAAUAUUUGUUUUGCUAAAAUGCGAAAAAGACCUUGGCUAGCCAGUUUUUGAGAAUGUGUUCAAUCCUAGACAUAUCUCUCAAAAUGCGUCACAAUGCCCGACAAAGUGAUCAUAGCCUUGUUUACUAAGUAGAUCAAACAUUUUGGGUUUUCCUCGGCGCUUCGAGGCUCUAUCUUUCAAACAUUUGCUAGGAAAACAGAGAUGGAAUUUUACAUAAAACGGACUGCAAGAAGAUAAACUGAGUAGAGUAAAUGGCGAUAUGAAGAGGGAAGUUCUCCCACAAUUCAAGCAGUUUCAAAGAACUAUUCAAAAACAAUCGAGAGACUUAAAUCCUCAUUUAUGUUAAGGCAUGUGUUCAAAACAAGGCCCAACUCUGCGCGAGUUCUGCUUUCAUUUCCGGUUACGUACUUUCCGAUAAGGAACAGAUUUAAAAUAUAAACAAACAACUGUGUUGGAUAAAUCUGGCCACGGUUGUGGCAGGUUUAAUGAAAUCAAAGCUAACAGAAUCACAACACAUCGAUAUAAGUAAACCGAUUAACCUACUGAAUAAAAAAUGAGGCGACAAAAAUAAUACUAACGAAAAGUCUUUAGAGAACAUGUAGAGUCUACCAUGUAAAAGAACUAGAAGUGAAUACUGCCCAGUUCCUCAGCGGAGUUCAGCGGGGAUUCUCAUUUUAACGGAUUGUUGCGAUCGCGAUCACUAUAAAUAUUACCUCGGCACAUUUAGGUCUGUUUUCAUCUUCUGUGUUUGUAUGUUUUGACUAUCCCAAUAAAUGUCGACAUUCCAUUGUUAGUCAGGUGAUUUUACUCUAGGAACUUGUUUAUAUUUAAGCUGAAAAUUUGGCUCCUACCCUUCAUUUCUUUCGAAAACAAUGCAUUUACUGCAAUGAGCGACGUUAACUUUGUAGAAAACCGAUCAAACUGGGUCUUCUUGAGUACAAAUACCGUGAGAUAUUUGUACUCGGUUUGAGUGUUAUUUGUACUCUACUGAUUGAAGUUGAAUAAUAAUUCCAAAUAUUCCACAUCUGGCCUUAAUUACGUCGGUUGAGGUUCUUAACUUUGAAAGCUGUUGUAGUCUCAGCCAUUUCUCGUUUUAAAACUGUCGAAUGCUAUUAUAUCUUUCGACUAACUUCUAGAAUAUAAUUCCCCCUUUUUGAUACUAAAUUGGAGAAAUAUGGGAUGCAGAUUAAGAAAUCAAACUGACAAAAGUCAUACUAACAUGAAAAAAAAGGAGCCUGGGAUCGCCCCAUGUAAGGUGAUCAAGCCAGUCUUGGAUUCUGGAUUCUACGGUGUGGAUUCCAGAUUCCAGGUAGAGUACUGUGGAUUCCCUGUCAGUGGAACUUCAGGACUUCAAAGCUCAGGAUUCCGGAUUCCACGAGCAAACAUUUCUCAGUCUAGAAUCCGGAUUUCCUUACAUGGGGCGACUUUAAGGAAGCUUGGACUUUGGGAGUUAAAUAUAAAGAAAUGUUCAGUUACGCCCAACGUUCUUCCUAUUUUGUAGGCAAUAUUAGGAUUGAGAAAGUUUUUAUUAAAAGCAAAUACCGUAGAAAACUACAUAAAAGGUCUUAACGGAAUCUUUAAUUAUUUUCUAGACUUAGCGUCCAAGAAUGAAACCACUACAACGGCAACGCUUCCUCAGGACGCAAAUAAAGUAUCUAGUAAGUUUAAAUUUGUGUAACCUUUAGGUCUAUGACAUUGAUAAUUAUUUGUCAAAAGUAUGAAGGAAAAUCGCGAUAAUAAUAUCGUCAGUACGAGUAAGGCUUAGGCCAAACGUCGACUUUUUCAUGAGACGGACAAAACCGUGGGCGAAUUAAAUUCAUGAAAAGUUCGACAUCUGUUUCAGUUAAGUUCUAACAAGCUCCAUCCGUCUGCUUCAGACAAACAUCAGAUUCCCAUUAGAAACAUUCCAUAAGAAAGGUAAAUUUGCGUUAAGUCACGUGACCUGCUUGUAUAAAGCUGUUUAAAGUGCCCAUCACCUAAAAUUUUUCUAUUUUCUUAUCUGAAACUACACCUUAUCAAAAUAACUUCUGCGAAAAAAUUUUGCGAUUUCAACCAAAGACGAUUUUUUUAGAAUUUUUUAAAAACGUUCAAAUUUGCCCCCAUUUUGACAAACCAUUCGUCUUAGUCUUCUCUCGGACUAUGUCGUAUUUUAAGGAACACGUGACCUUAUCGACAGGAAAACAUUAAGAGUUCUGAUAGGUUUUUCUUUUUCAGAAAAACUUUCUUCUUACGAAGACAUUGUGAUUCAAUCCUUACUUGAAAUUUAUCGUUUUUGUGUACAGCUGGUGAAGGCAAGGUAAUGCGAGUUCCUUAAUUUACGUUACAUGACGUCAUAUGUGAGCUUGCUAGUUUGCAUGAUCAGCGGCGCGAGUGUACCGCAAAAAUGUAGACUUCAAAAAUUGCUAAAAAAAUCGCGUUUUGUUCAAACCGCAAAAUUUUUUCGCAAAAGUUAUUUUAAUAAGGUAUAGUUUCAGAAAAGAAAAUAAAAAAAUUUAGGUGAUGGGCACUUAAAAUUUGCAGUACUCGCACAAGUUUUGCGCAAAAGUAGAAAGUAGGAUGAGAGUAUGUUGAAAUAAUUCUUUGCUGACAAAUGCGAAGAUCUCUUCCAUGAAAUAAGAUGCGUCUCGGCAUAUUUAGGCAAUGAGCUCGCCGAUCUAGAAAUCCCUCUGGCGCAAGUUGCGGAAAUCAUAAGGUCAAAAGGAACCAGCUACCGUCUGAAGUUCCGUCCAGCUAAACUAUAAUUCUUUAAUUUCAGACAAAAUAGUUUCGUGUGACGUUACGUAUUAUUAAGUUAUUGGCCUUGUUUUUGCUUUAGGUGACUCAAAAGGGACAACUGUUGGCCCCUCUGUGGCAGGAAACCUGCUGGUUGUGAUUUUUGUUAUCAUCAUCAUGAAUAUGAUUGCAAACCUGUGAUCAGGCGUUCCUUUUCCUUUGGGGGAGCGCAAAAGUCAGCGGACAGGCAAAGGGGAGAAACUAGGAAACUUUUUCCCAUCGCCUCCCAAACUAAAAUAAGAGAAGAAGGACCGCCGCAACGCAGGUUAAAGCCAAUUCAAAAUUACUUAAAGCCACAUUAUCAAAGUAAGCCUUGGCCACCUUUUUCAUAUGAAAGUAAGUUUCCAGUCACAUGUAACUCUUAACACAUACCCAUAUAAAAUAUUUGUGAGUUAGCUUCGCUUUGAUGAAGAGGCCAAGAAUAUCUCGGAAAAGAACUAUUUCUAUGCUUCAUUAAGGGGGUUUCCUAAAUUAACAUGCCUGUCUCAAAUGAAUACCUGCAGCGUUUAUUUCAAACUCAUGCUUUUGUACCCGGUGUUUUUUAAUAGCUGCAGGCCUGUUCAUCACGUCCGGGUUUACUCAGAAAGAGUUUUCAAUUUUUUCAAUUCUUGAAAGCCAUGCAUCUUUUCUGUGUAGCUGAACUUUUUAAACCACAAAUAAAUGCUUGUGAGGCUUAUUGCAACUUUCUCUUUAGAUGGGCCGUGUACGUAUUCGAAGCCUGGCCUUCAAUUGAUUAAACAAGGCAUAUUGCCUAGGGAUCGUUUUGUAAGCUAGUUAAGGUGAAACAUCACUUAGACAAAUUUUAACUUAAGCGUUUUGGAAACUCCGUAGUAGUUCGUUAAUUUUAAGGCUUUUUUAACACGAACAUAGCCUGGAGAGGGUACACGUGCUGCCCGCUAUGUUACACAGGGGACAUAGGUUUAUUGAGCUAAGCGUUAUUCUCGCUUGUUGGGGUGGGGGAGAGGAAUACUCCAGACAAUUUACGAUUGACACGUCACAAAAAGCUUACAAGGCAAAACGAGCGUUGCAGAUUUUUGUGAACCAGUCUUUUUUAUCUCUUUUCUACCCAGAGAUACGAUAUUCCUUUCCACUGCCGUUUUGUUUAAACUUUAAAGGGUAAAGACGUUUGUUGCUUGAUAAGAAAUAGAACACAGCGGGUAUAAACAUAUUCAACUUACCCAUGUUUAUAAACUUCACCACUGGACACAUCAACUGAGGUCAUUUUGAUAUCUUAGCUUUGGGAAAAACUGAUUACCACCAUUAAAUCAAAGAAACAUUGCUUAUACAAGAACUGAAACCAGCUUUCAAUGUAAACGUCAGUAGCGAGAAGCUGAUGCUUCAUUAAUUUGCUGUUUAAGCUCUCUCUUCCUGCCUAAACAGCUGAACCCCAAUUUUUGCAGCACUGCCUGAGCUCUGUUUGCUGGGCAACAACACAACAAUGCAAAUGGCCGAUAUGGCUCUGGACAAACUGUGGUCCAUAGCGGCUUUUAUUGAAUAAUAAAUCCCAUCAUUUAAUUCUGAUACAAUAAAUUUGCCCAGUAAAGGUGCGGUCCAUGAAAAUCAAAAACGCGAACAAAUGGAAGUACAAGCCACAGAGGAUGGGACGCGGGGAGGAGGCGGGAGUUGAAAGAAACUUUUCCACCGCAAUCAAUCGAGGCGAAUGUCGAGCACAUGGACUGUUAUUAGUCACAUGAACUACGCACGACCCCGAGGAGGAUUCUGUCAUUACAAUUGAUUCCUCCCCUGUACCCAGUACCACUCGGCCGUAAAAACACAAGGCAUAAAAGAGAAGACAUGAAAAUCCUAUUGCAGGCAAACAUUUCACUUCUUUUUUUGUGCUUAAUCUUGGUCCUACUACCUUUUCACUGUACAUAAGUAUAGUUUUCAAAAUUGGAACGGUACUUUUGAAAAUGCAUGUUGAGUAGCAUACAAAACGUCAAGUUUAUAAAGAUGAGUAAGCUGAAUAUGUUUUGUCACCGCUGUUUGUGUUCUUUAAACGGUUUUCAGAUUUUGAACGGUGGUUUUUUCUUCCGGUAAAAUGCAAUUAGUAUGGAAGAGGAACCAUACCCAUGGAUCACGUAGCCAAAAAUGUAACUAAUUUUAAUGACUGUGGAGACUUAUCCCAAUUUAACCGGACUGCGCAGCUCAAAAAUUAUAUUUUAUUAGGAGGCCAAACCUACACAGCGUAAAUUACUAAUGGAAGUACCCGCUCCUCCCCACAGAGCUUGUAAUUGUAAAACCAACAAAGUUAAUGACUUCAGCAGUAACUAUAUGAAAUUUCUUGAUCCUACGGUGUUAUUUGAAUUGGAAAUUGUGUUUAAAUAAAGUUAUGGCUUACUGUUCUCAUAACUUUGUUUCAUAUUUAAAGUGCUUACUUCUAGAUACAAAUGUGCUAAGAAUAGUCCACUUUAUCGAUGGCGAAGUUUGACUACAACUACCAGAAUUCAUUUUGUUUUGGCUUUCUUAUUUAAAUUUGUCCCGGUGAGGUUAAAAAUAAAAUUUAGAAAAGCCCUAAUUUGCACAAGUAAAACAAAAAAUUGAACGAUUCUGGUAGUUGUGAUAAAAUGACGCCAUCAUGCAAUUGUUCUAUUUCGGCGAAAGUUCAAAUAUUUACAUAGCAAUUUUAAAAAGACAUAAAAUCGAAGGCAAGGCUGAUCGGACAGCUGCAAAGUGCGAUAGGUAAUAUAGAAUACAGCACGCAAUUGCUGUGAAUAUAGUGUCAAACAAAAUGGAUCCACAUUACAUUGGUGUAAGUCUUAGGGUGCUGUAGCCUGCAAAGCAGGCGUAUUUUGCAGCGCAAUCAUGUUUUUUUUCCGGGAAUAAUGCUAUCCCACCAUCUUGGACGUUAAAACUGCCGGAGAGUUGGGGCAAGUCAAAAACUGAAUUCAAAGGAGAGGAUGAUGGGAUUACUGCGCUUUUCACAAACACGCAAACUCUAAGUUCAAGAGCCACCUUCACAAUUGCGUUUUUCCCUGCCGUCAAUCAUAGUUACGAUCACCAGCAAAGAACCUUGAAACACAGAAACACACAAAACGGAUCGAAAUACACCAAUCACAAAUCACAAACCACGACCUUUUGAACCCGUUAAAGUGAAGUUCUACUUUUUAAGAGGUCCGCUAAGAUGAUUCACGACAGCGAACAACGCAAACAACGGUAGUUGACUUUUGAACUUCAGAAUUCGCGUGUUUUUAAAAAGCGCACUAAAAUAGAGCAGAAGGAGGCGGUGGGGAGGAAAAAGUACGCCUGCUUGUAGUUGCCCGUAGCCAUAAGGGACUUUAAGGUCCAAGUCACUUUUUCCAAGCUCCUGAGAAAGAGAAAUAAAAUUUCGUCUUUGCUUGUUUACGUCCUCCAAUCGUCCUCUCUAUAAAACGCGAAAAAAGGCAUUUUCACGUCGUAGUGGUGCAAAAACGGGAAAGAAAUGUACAAAAAAGUGUGAUGCACGUGCGAAGUUGUUGUUUUGCUUAUUAAAC
Porites lobata is the source of this 27418-nucleotide messenger RNA. Lineage: Eukaryota; Metazoa; Cnidaria; Anthozoa; Scleractinia; Poritidae. The record is from the annotation of a GenBank genome assembly.